CAUGUAUAGGUGGAAGAUUUUAGAAUAUUUAUUACUGUCAUGGAUCCAAUGGAUGCCAGAAUAUUGCUUUGUCAGGCAUAUCAAGCUGGCCUCACUACUGCUAAGCAUGCAUGGAUAUUGCAUGGUAUGAAUACUCCUGAUUGGUGGACAGUAAAUACUACUACUCAUGAUUGUACUACCAAUGAAAUGAAUGAUGCUAUUGGAUCGGUCUUGUUUGUUGACAUUCAAUCAUCUACUUUUACUAAUAUAAACCAAGACCAAAGAAACACUAUAUCAGGAAUUUUAAAAAGCAAUGGGUCGCUAACAGAGACUGAGUUUUAUUCUCUCUUACAUUCAAAAGUAUUCAAUGCUUAUGAUGCUGCUAGAAUACUUGCUCUAACGUGGAAUGUGACCAUUAAUAAUUAUACCACAGAGGAAUUACAUAAUCUUCUUAAUCAAUCCUGGAAGAUUUCAAAUGAAGGGAAACACAAUCUAGUGGAAACACUUCAAUACAAUUUAAUCAAUAAUAUCAGUCCAUAUACUGGAUUAGCUGGAUCUUAUGAUUUUAAUGGAAAUCAAAAUAAACUCAGCUCAGCUAUCAUAACACAAAUUACAGGUGGUGUGAUUACCAUAUAGCAGGAAAUUUUGGAGGGAAUUAAAUUUGGCAAAUUUAGCGUUUUUAUAGCCAUUUGCCAAAAUAAAAACCUGCCAUUUUGCUCAAUAGCACGUGGCUACAAAUUUGCCAAAUUAAAACUUGCCAAUCGCCAAAAUUUAGCAAUUUGCCAAAUUUUAGUUCCUCAAAAAUUUCCUGCUAUACAGUAUUCUAUGCAUUGUAUAGCUGUACUACAAGUAUAUAUAAUAUAUUCAUAUUUUAUGUGUAGGAUACAUCCCUAUCUGGAGGUGGUUAU
Molecule: messenger RNA, 887 nt
Organism: Amphimedon queenslandica
Lineage: Eukaryota; Metazoa; Porifera; Demospongiae; Haplosclerida; Niphatidae
Product: gamma-aminobutyric acid type B receptor subunit 1-like
Exons: 4
Coding region: 40-615 (191 amino acids)
Biological process (GO): gamma-aminobutyric acid signaling pathway; G protein-coupled receptor signaling pathway
Cellular component (GO): membrane; G protein-coupled receptor heterodimeric complex
Molecular function (GO): G protein-coupled GABA receptor activity
Source: RefSeq, a predicted model, not a curated record